UGCCUGUGCACGCACGCGCUGAAGCACCACCGGCGGCGCCUCUCUCCCUGCCGCCCACCGCCGGCCGCCCGGCCUGCCCCGCCGCCCGCCUCCCUGCGGCACGCCUGCUCUGCUGCUCAACCUGUUAGACCAGAUUACUCACCGAAAAAUUUCCUGGCUACGCCAUUGAUGGUCGUGGCCGUUAAGCCCAAAGCCGCCACCACCACCACCUCCCUCCUCCUCACCGCCGCCGCCGUUCAUGGAGACCUCCAAGUCGCCACGGCCGUUGCCCUUCUCCCCGCCGCGGGAACCCUCCGUGGCGACAGUGCUCCUCUGCCCGUGCGCGACGUUCCUCCUCCUCGCCCUCAUCGCUGGCUCCAUCGCACUCACGGUCCACUUCCGCCUCUACUGCCACUCCCCUGUCGCCCACCUCCUCUCCCCUCGGCAGUGCCCCCACCGCAUCUGACCGACCGCCGGGGCCUGCUCCCGCUGCUGUUGUCGGUGAGAUCCCACCCCCUGUUCCGGGCAGCGAGGUAUCUUUCCACCUGCUCCGCCUCCGAUGGUGACGAGGAGGAGGUGGUGGGGGACUCGCCGCCGCGGGCAGAUCCGAGCCACCCGGAGCACGUUGGCCGCGUUUGCGCUGCCAUCGCAGACGUUGUCGCAGCCGGUGCUGACGCGAACCUCGAGGCGGCGCUCACCGCGCUCUCGCCACCGCUCUCUGAGGCGCUCGUUCUAGCGGUGCUCGACCGCUUCAAGCACGCGCACAGGCCGUCCCACCGCUUCUUCCGGUGGGCUGCUGCCUCUGGUGGCUUCGCGCACACCUCCAUCACCUACUGCAAGAUGGUCCACAUCCUCGGCAAGACGAGACAGUUCCACUCAAUGGUGGCAUUAAUCCAAGAAAUGGGGAAGGAAGGUGCCCUGUGCAUGGACGCAUUCAAGAUUGCCAUCAAGUCGUUUGCUGCUGCUGGCGAGAUCAAGAAUGCAGUCGGCGUGUUUGAGAUGAUGAAGACGCACGGCUUUGAUGAUGGGGUGGAGUCAUUCAAUUGCUUGCUAGUUGCUUUGGCACAAGAGGGGCUGGGGAGGGAGGCAAAUCAAGUGUUUGACAGAAUGCGCAACCGCUACACUCCAGACCUUCGGUCAUAUACAGCACUUAUGUUGGCAUGGUGCAACGCGAGGAAUCUGGUGGAGGCUGGACGGGUUUGGAAUGAGAUGCUGGAGAAUGGGAUGAAGCCUGAUGUUGUGGUGCACAAUACGAUGAUUGAGGGGUUGCUACGUGGGCAGAGGCGGCCUGAGGCUGUGAAGAUGUUUGAGCUCAUGAAGGCAAAGGGUCCUGCUCCAAAUGUAUGGACUUAUACAAUGUUGAUUCGUGACCAUUGUAAAAAGGGUAAGAUGGAUAUGGCAAUGCGGUGCUUUGAGGAGAUGCAGGAUGUUGGGUGUGAGCCAGAUGUUGCUACCUAUACAUGCUUGCUUGUAGGGUAUGGGAAUGCGAAGAGGAUGGAUAGAGUGACAGCACUGUUGGAGGAAAUGACGGAGAAGGGUUGCCCUCCAGAUGGAAGGACAUACAAUGCUCUCAUUAAGCUACUUACAAAUAGGAAUAUGCCAGAUGAUGCGGCAAGAAUAUAUAAAAAGAUGAUAAAGAAGGGACUAGAGCCUACUAUCCAUACAUACAACAUGAUGAUGAAGUCAUAUUUCCUUGGCGGGAGGAAUUACAUGAUGGGUUGUGCAGUGUGGGAGGAGAUGCACCAGAAGGGGAUUUGUCCAGAUGUGAACUCUUACACAGUGUUUAUUAAUGGGCAUAUACGACAUGGUAGGCCCAAGGAGGCAUGUAAAUACAUCGAGGAGAUGAUCCAAAAAGGGAUGAAGGCUCCACAGAUAGACUACAAUAAGUUUGCUGCAGAUUUCUCUAAGGCUGGGAAGCCUGACAUACUGUAUGAAUUGGCUCAGAAGGUGAAGUUUACAGGUAAAUUUGAUGCAUCUAAUGUGUUCCACCACUGGGCAGAGAGAAUGAAAAAACGAGUCAAGCAAACUGUCCCUAAUCAGACUGAGAGCAGGACGCUCUAAUACUAUCAUCUGAUAUCAGAAAUGUGGAUCACUUAUGAUGGUGUUUGGAAUUUGAGAUAUUGCUACUGCUUUUUAGGAGAAAGGUGCUAGUUUUUUUCUGUGUUGUAUAGUAAUAGUGCAUGAAAUAUUAGUGAUGCUUUCGUAUUUGAACAAAAUUAUCGAGACAAUUAUUAUGUUGCUUCUUGUAGUUUUAUUUGAAUUCAGUCUUAUUUUAUGCUAAA
Oryza brachyantha (malo sina) is the source of this 2261-nucleotide messenger RNA. RefSeq names its product pentatricopeptide repeat-containing protein At3g62470, mitochondrial-like. The transcript has a single exon. Gene Ontology annotation, molecular function: protein binding. The record is from RefSeq and is a predicted model, not a curated record. The coding region runs from base 169 to 2040 and encodes 623 amino acids. NCBI's taxonomy places the organism in Eukaryota, Viridiplantae, Streptophyta, Magnoliopsida, Poales, Poaceae.